Molecule: messenger RNA, 1907 nt
Organism: Nicrophorus vespilloides
Lineage: Eukaryota; Metazoa; Arthropoda; Insecta; Coleoptera; Silphidae
Product: uronyl 2-sulfotransferase-like
Exons: 6
Coding region: 932-1882 (316 amino acids)
Cellular component (GO): membrane
Molecular function (GO): sulfotransferase activity
Source: RefSeq, a predicted model, not a curated record
UUAUCUGUUGCGCUAAGUUAUAGGAAAGCGCUAGAAACGGUCCAAGAGAGAGAAGUAACAGGGUAAUCUCCCGAGACGCAGUGCAGGUGCAAUAGAGCUCCUUGUUUUAGAGAGUGGUCAGAGGCAGAGAGACGGUUCUGAUACUGGUGCUGAUACUGUGAGGAGGACGAUAGUCCUGAGCACACACAUUUUAGGUGCUGCAGAUGGCUUAGAAGGAAACACGAGGCAGAGGCAGUUCUGCUAGAGCCGGAAAAUUUUGUCAGGGAAAUGCUUAAAAGUGCAGUGAGCUGGGAGAUUGUAGCAGAAUACUGUGUAAAUAAGAAGACGAGCGGAGGCUGCAGAGGGCCUCCAGUGGCAGUAGACGCCAGCAUUAACAUGAUCCAAUGGAAGUGUCAAACAGGCAAAGAUAAUCAGCUUCGCAGAGUAGUAGUAGUAGUAUUUAUCAUGUGAAUAUUUAGCUCAAACAACUUUUAAAGUCGAAUUAUCUGCUUGGAGGAAUUGUGUUUGAAGUGUGAGAAUCAUGUGUUUGAUUUUAAAUAAAAAAAACUUAACUAUUGUUGCAUAAGAGAUGCAUCACUUUGCAAAAAAAUAGACGUAGGAAACAAUCUUACAUGAAUUAUGAUUCAGAGAGUUCAAUAAACGUGCUGAUGUUCUUUCCAUUAGUUAGGUAGAACUGAAGAUCAUCAGAUGAGGCGGUUUCCGCGAAGUGAGAGUGCGCGCUUUCAUUUUUCGAGCCAUUUCCGAAGUGCAACAGAAUAUAUGUAACAAUUAGGAUCUCUCGCAUCGGCGGCGGGGAAUCCGAUGGCGGGGAACUCUUUGUAUGUGUUAUGUGUUAGGUUUACCUUUCACCUUUUAUUCGCAUCCUCCGGCUCGUUACAGUAACGACCCGUUGACAUUCCCACCGGAUGCGUCACUACCAUAACACACAAGAAUGCCGAGAACAGUGCGACUUCAGAUCAUCGUCUUCGCGUUUCUGGUGACCAUCAGUUUUCUUUGGAUAUCGCGCGUUUCGCGGCCGGAAAUCAUGGUUCGCAACACCACGCCGAGCACAAGGGUUGUCGGCUCUUUGGCACCGUACAGGCACGUAACAAAGUCCUUAUCGGAAUUAGGGAAGAUGGAUGAAGUUAGUGCGCACAUACUGAUGCUGAACGCCGUUCCGAAAUCUGGAUCGGAGAUAUUGGUUUUGUUGAUCCAGUGGUUGCAGGGUUGGAAUAACUUCAGACACGUGAGACUGAAAGGCAGCAAAAGGAAGUUGAGCAACUUGGAGCAGGAAGAAUUCGUGGAUGAUUUUUAUAAGACAGUUAGAGAUGAGGCGGUUCCACUGUGCUUCGACAGAAACAUGUACUUCAUCAAUUUCACCCGCUUCGACAAACAAUCCCCGACUUACAUAAACUUAAUCCGUGAUCCAGCGGAUUACCUCAUCUCCAGGUUCAACCAUCUGAUGGGAAAGAAAGUUUCCAGCUUCGACGCGAUCGAGGACUGCAUUUUAAAGAGACGAUCCAAAUGUGAUCUGCAUUCAGGAAUGCAUUACGAUUUAGCUAUUCCUUACUUCUGCGGACAAGAUCCGCGUUGCGCAUUGCUCAACGACGAUUGGGCCUUGGACCAGGCGAAGUCCAACGUUGAAAGGUACUAUUCCGUCGUGGGAAUCCUGGAGGAAGUGAACGCCACGUUGCAGGUUUUCGAGAAGGACGUUCCCUUCUUUUUCAAAGGCGUGCAGCGAUUGUAUUACAGAGAUUUAUUACAGCCGUUUCAUAGGAAUCGCAAAAUGAUAAAAGCAAGCGAUAAAUUUCGUAAAUACGCAAAGUUGAUUUUAGCCAAAGAGUACGAGUUUUACGAGUGGAGCAAGAGGAGACUGUUCAGGCAAUUGGUGCAGAGCAAUUGAUACCAGUAUUUACAUUGAAGCAGUA